Neurospora crassa OR74A is the source of this 450-nucleotide messenger RNA. RefSeq lists its product as hypothetical. The transcript has 2 exons. Bases 1 to 450 code for a protein of 149 amino acids. NCBI's taxonomy places the organism in Eukaryota, Fungi, Ascomycota, Sordariomycetes, Sordariales, Sordariaceae. The record is from RefSeq and is a predicted model, not a curated record.
AUGUCCACCACAGAGACGUUUCACCUAUUCCCUUACCUGCCAUGGGAGCUUCGUGCCAUGGCAUUCACUGAAAUCCCAACGGGCACAUCGGACUUCCAGCGAAAGUAUGUUUGGAUCAACUGGGAGUAUGAUACCAUCCUGGCGGGGAUGACCGAACUGCGCCACUUUGGGUACGAAAGCAUCCAAACUUCCAUUCAGCGGCUCGACAUCGAGAUACCACGGCUUUUACCUGGAGAGAUCAAGAUUCUUCAGGGCUUUGCAAAGCUCAAGAAGCUUGAUAUUCACGGCGAGAUCUGGAAUUUCCGAUGGGUCUUUCGCCUGUUCCCCCUUGCAUGUGGUCAGAAAAAUAUCAUCCUACACGAUAUGCUGGACUUUCUUACGUUGAACAGCUUUGUCUGGGAUGAGUUAUGGGACGAUCUGUGGGAUGAAGACAUACCUGUCUAUGAUUAA